CUCCCUUUCCUUUGCUGCUGCACUGUGUCCUAUUUUAUAUUUGUCCUAUUCGCCUUUACUUUCGCAAUUCCUCACACACACAUAUAUAUACAUACACCCCUUUUCAGCUAUUUUAACAUCUUAUUUUUCGUUCAUAGGACUUGACCAGAGCACGCAAACCAAGCAAACACAUUAGAGCAUGAGCGAGUCUGGGCUUUAUGUCGCAUACGCGGCAAUUGGCACUAUGGCAGUUGUGCCAAUCUACUACGGGUCGUUUUCCUCGCUGGACCGCUUGAAGAGUGCGCACAGCAAAAAGAAGGAGCGCAAGCAGUUCGAGGACUUUUCGGACUCUGAAGACGAGGACGACGAUGAGAGCGAGGCAGUAACGACCGAGGAUGCCUACAUGUUCCCAGUGUACGGGUCAAUUGCGCUUUUCUCGAUGUACAUGGUGUUCAAGUAUCUGAACGCCGACUGGGUCAACUUUUUGUUGUCUGGGUACUUUGCGCUUCUCGGUGUUGCCGCGCUGACGCAGCUGGGAGUGCGCGUGGUGAAGGGUCUGACAGGCGUCAAGCUGCCGCAGUACCAUCUGAACCUUGUGCAUCGGUCCAAGCCAUUGUUCGACGUGCGGUUCACCAACCUGCAUCUGGCGACACUUGGCGUGUCGGCCAUACUGACGGCGCUCUACCUGUGGUCGAAGAACUGGCUGGUGUCCAACCUGUUCGGGCUGGCGUUUUCGUUUUCGGCGAUCAACCUGAUCCGGCUCGACUCGUUUAAGAGCGGGAUGAUCAUGCUGGGCGGGCUCUUCCUCUACGACAUCUUCUGGGUGUUUGGAACCGAGGUUAUGGUCUCGGUGGCCAAGAACUUUGAUGCGCCCAUCAAGGUUGUAUUCCCCAAGGAGCUGCUGCCCGCCGACGGCGUGCUCAAAAUGACCAUGCUCGGGCUGGGCGACAUUGUCGUGCCCGGCAUCUUUGGCCUGCAUCGCGGCUUCGGCUUCCCCACGCCGUACUUCAACUCGUGCAUGGCAGCAUACGUGGCUGGGCUGGUGACGACCAUCACGGUGAUGCACACGUUCAAGGCGGCCCAGCCCGCUUUGCUCUACCUGUCCCCGGCAUGCAUCCUGUCGGUUGUGCUGACGGGUCUGGCGCGAGGCGAGAUCAGCCAGGUCUUUGCGUAUGCCGAGGAGGCCAGCGAUAAGAAGAAGGAUGAGCUCAACAAGAAAAAGAAGGAAGAGGACGAGACUGCAGCAUCAAAGACAUCUGCGCAUCGCCAUAGCCUGCGCGGCCUGGACGCCAAGUCCGUGGACGUGCCCGCAGCGAGCGGCGGUGAGCUGGCCGAUGACGAGCAAGAGAACGUCAGGUCGUCCGAGGUACUCGACAAGACAGUCAACGCAAUCUCCGAGACAUCGGAUAACGAGUCUGAGCUCGCAAAGACAAGCAGCGGCGAUGACAAGAAGAACAAGAAGAACAAGAAGGGCGGCAAGGCCAAGGCAAACAAGAACGCCAAAAAGUAAUUAAAUUGCUUUAAAUUGAUCUUGAUCUUGGAUUAUAUUUUUUUUUACUUUUCUGCUUCUUCAAAGCGGAGCGCUGGAUUUAAACUUGAUGCAGAGGAGAGAGAGAGAAUUUGUGAUCUCCCGCAGCAUUCUUCUUUGGGUUCGGCGUCGAUAAUUACUCAAGUUUGUCGUCACUUUUUUUGCUGCUCUA
Kickxella alabastrina is the source of this 1679-nucleotide messenger RNA. RefSeq names its product signal peptide peptidase-domain-containing protein. Lineage: Eukaryota; Fungi; Kickxellomycota; Kickxellomycetes; Kickxellales; Kickxellaceae. Gene Ontology annotation, cellular component: cytoplasmic side of endoplasmic reticulum membrane; lumenal side of endoplasmic reticulum membrane; membrane. Bases 179 to 1489 code for a protein of 436 amino acids. The transcript has 2 exons. Gene Ontology annotation, biological process: membrane protein proteolysis. The record is from RefSeq and is a predicted model, not a curated record. Gene Ontology annotation, molecular function: aspartic endopeptidase activity, intramembrane cleaving.